This is a messenger RNA of Drosophila innubila, 505 nucleotides long. RefSeq names its product thioredoxin, mitochondrial. Gene Ontology annotation, cellular component: mitochondrion. Gene Ontology annotation, molecular function: protein-disulfide reductase activity. Bases 16 to 435 code for a protein of 139 amino acids. The transcript has 2 exons. Gene Ontology annotation, biological process: cell redox homeostasis. Lineage: Eukaryota; Metazoa; Arthropoda; Insecta; Diptera; Drosophilidae. The record is from RefSeq and is a predicted model, not a curated record.
AAUUAUUUUUUAAAAAUGUCGAAAGCUAGAUUUCCCCAAAUGCGUCUCCUUAAGAGCUUGACGCAUUUAGCUAAUGCCAAGCCGUCAGUAAACCGAACCAUAUUUGAUGUUCAGAGCAUUAAAGAAUUUGAGAAGAAGGUGAAACGUAGUCAGAAGCCUGUCGUUGUUGACUUUCAUGCCAGCUGGUGCACACCCUGUAAGGCACUUGCCCCCCGCCUCGAGAAUAUUGUGAAUGAACAGAGGGGACGGGUGCAUCUGGCCCGGGUUGAUAUCGACGAAUUGACAGAUCUGGCUUUGGAUUACGACGUGGGUUCAGUACCAUCGCUAUUGGUAAUGCAUAAUGGUAGAGUACUAAAUCGCAUGGAGGGACUGCAGAGCUCUGAGAGCCUACGAAGCUGGCUAAAUAACGUCAUGAGACGCAGUAAUGAGUGCUAGACAGAUACACGUUUUAUUUUUGAAGACAUUCGUAUAAAAGUUUGAUUAAAAAAUAAAUUGUUUAUCAACG